This is a messenger RNA of Xenia sp. Carnegie-2017, 2363 nucleotides long. RefSeq lists its product as uncharacterized. The record is from RefSeq and is a predicted model, not a curated record. Lineage: Eukaryota; Metazoa; Cnidaria; Anthozoa; Malacalcyonacea; Xeniidae. The transcript is spliced from 10 exons. The coding region runs from base 148 to 2139 and encodes 663 amino acids.
UUCCUCUAGUAUUUCUUUCUUUUUUAGAAGUACAAUGAAAGCUGUGAACCUAAAAACUUUUCAGGAAAAGCAUACGAUUUUUACUUUCCUCGAGCUCAUAUAGAGAACGUUAUUCUAGUGGAAACCGAAAUAGCUAAUGUAUCAAACAUGACACUAAUGUUUUGGAUAAACACAAACAUUACAAAGCCAAUGGCGGUGUUGUCUUAUGCUGUAAAAGAUAAUCGUGAAGAAUUUUUUCUUGGUUUUGAAAGGGAGUGGAUGAUUAUUACCAUGAAUUCCUGUGAAAAUUUAAAACUUGCAAUUCCACCAAUCAGCGAUGGUUUUUGGCAUCAUGUCCUUAUAAUACUUUUUGGAGGGAAUAGAAGCGUUUACUUAAAUGGAAUUAAAAUUUUUCACGACGCUUUGGAAAACGUAUCUCUGCCUAUUCUACGUGGUGGAGGUGUUUUUGCUAUUGGUCAAAAACUCAUGUGUGACAAUGCAGUGUUUGACCCCAAAAUGUCUUUCGUUGGCAACAUUAGUUUUCUAAAUUUUUGGAUUAGCAACAUAACACGCAAUACAUUGUUUACAGUGAUGUCAUUUGCGGAGAGUUGUACGAUGAGAGGAAAUGAAAAUGGCUCGGUUAUAAAUGGAUUUAACUUUCAGUUUUUUUUCAGUGGUAAUGUUUCUAAAGUAUCAUCAUCGUGUUCAUCAUUACGAAACAGUAAAAUGUACAACACUGUGGCUUUAACGUCUUUGAAAACAAAUUAUUCCACAAGGUCGUCUAAUCAUGAGCGUCGAUUAAAUGCUAUUACAAUAACACUAUGGGUAAUAUCUGGCAAAAACUUCCAAAUAAAGUUGGCGAACGCAGUAGAAAUUUUCGCCUUGUACAUUGAAAAUCAAACUUUGGUCUUUAGAAUAAAAGAAAAUUUUAAGCUAGCAAGAAUUCCCCCGUUUUGGAGAGAAGGAAACAGAUCUUGGCAUCAUCUUUCAACCACGUGGUCUAGAGAAACUGAUCUCUGGAUUGUUUAUCUGGAUGGCUCACUCGUUUCUAUUGUUCACAAUUUCUUACAAGGACAAAACAUUGCAGAAAUAUCUUGGCAUGGUGACAUCGAAAUCAAAGCAGACAGGUUCACCAUGUUCAAUGUAUGGGAUUACGUGCUUGAUGGUCAUGCAAUAUCAUUAAUGGCUAUUAAAGGACCACUGUUUGAGAAUGGCAACAUCUUUGCUUGGUUUGACGAGAAGAAUACGAUUUCUAAAUCAAAAAUGGUAAAGACGUUUAUUAAUACACGUACGCAUGCAAGAUUUCAGUUGGACUUUUCAACUUCUUCUAAUUCAGUGAAAACCAUAGAAGUUCAUGAUGUUGGUUCUUUCGAUGAAGAAUUAAAAAAUUUCUCAAUUUGUUUUUAUGCGAGAAUUUAUUGUGAUGAGAAUUGUCUCAUUUUUCAAUAUAAUUGCAAGAUGGAUUUACGACAAGUCAACAUUAGUGUUUCUUUCAACAAAUCUAAAACUUUAGCUGUUAUUAUCGCAACAUCAAGCUAUAAUGAAUCUUGGAAUUCAGGGAAAAUUUUGAAUUAUAAGUCAUGGCAUCGCUAUUGUUUGACGCGAAAAGUAGACAUUGGCGAAAUCAAAUUGUUUCAGGGUACUCGAAAGGUAUUGGAUAUAAGAGAUGAUAACUGGAAAAGUCCAAUAAAAGGAAAUGGUUCAAUAAGUCUUGGCUACAAUUUUAACGGAGUUCUUGCUGGUUUUAAUAUCCAGAAACAUAUCUUUCCAGUAGAGAAUGCAACAAGGAUAACUUCUGGUACUUGGCUUUCUUGGACUGGUUUCAUUUACCGUAGCAAUGCUCUCCCGACACCAAAAUGUAUUUCAAUCACUAUUGGAAAUGUAAAACAAAAGUUGGCGACAUCAAGGAUAAUUUUUCCAGGCAGUAUUUCGUAUAAAAACAUCAUCAAGUUGGAUAAUUACAGGAAAUUAGAAAAUUUAAAUAAUUUCAUUGCAUGUUUUUGGGCAAAAGUCUUAUGUACUAAGAUGUGUAGCAUUUUCCAUUUCCAUUUCUCAUCGAAAAAGUCUUACGAAUCAAGCGAGCUUAGGUUUCAUCAGGACAAAGCAUUAUUUUCUUACGUUCAAGUUAAGAUUCCUAACAAUUUCUCUAGAGCUCAGUAAGUAUAUUGAACAAGCAUUGCAUGACGAAAAACAAUACUUUGAAACAGUAGCAUAGCAGACUCAUUAAUAGGGGAUAUCUUAAUAUAUUCAUUUUGAUGAAAGAUUAUUAACAAACUGCAAUAUUAUCACAGGUUUUAGCUUGUUUGAGAAAAUAAGUAUUGGUCUUUUUCAGUUGUAUCAUAUUUUUCAGAUUUCAUGUAAUGAUCCUUAAUGGUUGAUAAUUA